Molecule: messenger RNA, 696 nt
Organism: Laetiporus sulphureus 93-53
Lineage: Eukaryota; Fungi; Basidiomycota; Agaricomycetes; Polyporales; Laetiporaceae
Product: glutathione transferase
Exons: 4
Coding region: 12-662 (216 amino acids)
Cellular component (GO): cytoplasm
Molecular function (GO): glutathione binding; glutathione transferase activity
Source: RefSeq, a predicted model, not a curated record
CACAUAUCAAGAUGGUGCUCAAGUUGCACGGCUCUCCGAUGUCGACAUGCACGCGACGCGUCGCGGUCGUGCUCAAGGAGAAAAACGUGCCGUAUGAGCUCGUCAAGGUCGACCUUAUGAAAGACGAGCAGAAGAGUGCGGCGUUCAUGGCGAACCAGCCGUUUGGGCAGGUGCCGUAUAUCGUUGAAGAGGACGGCUUUCAACUGUUCGAGAGCCGCGCGAUUGGGCGCUACAUCGCACUCAAGUAUGCCGGGCAGGGAAACGACGUCAUUCCGAGCCCAGCCGACCUGAAGAGGACGGCACUCUUUGAGCAGGCGGCUAGCAUCGAGUUGACGAAUUUUGAUCCCUUCGCGAGUGGUCUUGCUUUCGAGAAGGUCUUCAAGCCAAACAAGAAGCUAGGGCAGACGGAAGAGCGUGUUGUUUCGGCGUUACUCCAACAGUUGAAUGUCAAAAUGGAUGCGUAUGAAGCGAUGCUCUCAAAAUCUAAGUAUCUCGCUGGUGAUGAUGUCACUCUCGCAGACCUGUUCCACCUGACGUAUGGCAGUAUGCUCUGUUCGAUUGGCAUCGACGUUUUGGAAUCGCCGAAGAGACCAAACGUUGUUAGAUGGUGGAAAGACCUCACGUCGCGCCCGUCAUGGCAAGCUGUCAAGGAUGGUGCUUAAUGUGGUGGUCUGGUUGAGUAGUGUCAAGAUAAGC